UACGGCCUUUGAUGUCGCUGUGUGCCGCGUAGCCAGAAAUCGGCUAUCAUCUAAAGACCGGAUUUAGUUUCUUAAACGCUUCACUAAAGACGAGACUGGUAUGCACGCAAUGCAAUCCUAUCUCAAUAGCUUCUCUUGUUUCGUAGAGAACAACUCGAAGACUACAGCUAGAGUCGUUGCUGUUUGUGAAAUCUGCAUGUCUACAGCAGCGAUUAAACGCGGCCGCAGGGACGUUGACGUCGACAGGCUUCGAUUUCAUGCAGCCAUGAUCGACGUCGUACGAUCUAGCGUUGUGCGCUCGUGUCACAACGGAGACUGAAUGCGAACGUGCUGGAUGGAUGCGAACGUACUCAGUGCUGUUUGCUGUUUUUUGACGUCUAAAUCGACCGCAUACAGUCCGGAGUGAGCGAUAUCUGGAAGGGCUUGGAGUUGCAUGACGUCAUCGAAACAAGAUGAGUGGUCUUUCUGUGUUUGGGUAAUCAUUUCAUGUGUUUUGUGCAUUGUUUUGGUGAACACAUACAGUAGCAACCAGGAAGAGACCAAAUCGUUUAAUCGCUGCUGUAGACAUGCAGAUUUCACAAACAGCAACGACUCUAGUCUCGCGUAGCCAGACCCCUUUCCGCCGCGGCCUCGGCGGAAAGGGGUCUGGCUACGCGAGACUACAACGACUCUAGCUGUAGUCUUCGAGUUGUUCUCUACGAAACAAGAGAAGCUAUUGAGAUAGGAUUGCAUUGCGUGCAUACCAGUCUCGUCUUUAGUGAAGCGUUUAAGAAACUAAAUCCGGUCUGUAGAUAGCCGAUUUCUGGCUACGCGGCACACAGCGACAUCAAAGGCAAUACACCAAACCCCAUUUCGCCGGGGAGGCCGCGGCGGAAAGGGGUCUGGCUACGCGAGACUAUCCUGAUCUAUGGACAUGCACAGCUAUGGACAUGCACAGCCGAAAGUCUGCAAGAGACUGUUGUAGAGAUCUGUAUGAACGUCUGUGUGAUCCAUCAUUUAACCUGUACCUUUCAUUCCUCAAUUUCUACCUGCCAAUGUUAGGGGAAGUGCAUGAACUCUGUGAAGAGGAGAAUAUUAACAUUUUGCCUGCAUACAAGAAGAUUCUUUCUAUGAAGAAAUUUUUGGCGGAAGCAAUUGUUUUUGAUGUCGACAAGCCUGAUGACUUGCUACUCAGAGAUGACAACUUGUGGCCUGUAGAUGAAGAAAGAUAUGACCAAGAUCAUGAAGCUGAUGAGAAUGAUGACGAAGAUGAUAAUGGUAUUUCCUUUCCUUCUGGUGAAUUUUCUGAUAUCUGGAAGCAGACAGUUGAGCAUGACUUGUUGACCAGUCGACAGAGACAAUCUUUUCUGGAGAACUGUGCACGUUUUCUUCAUAGGCUAAUACAGAACCCCAGGCAACGGAAAAUUCUUCAGCCAAUAUCACUGCUGUUAUUGACAGGUUUAACAAUGGGUUCAUGGAUGGUCAGUUGGUAGCACGUCAGUAUGGACAAUACAGGCAUGACGAUGAUGUGGAUUUCAUCCUUCAAGAGAAUGAUGGCAAUGUAGUAUCUUUUUGGUGUGACUUGUUUCUGAAUUAUUCUGGAUACAAGGAACUUAGCAAACUCAGCAUCUUGCUCCUAAUUAAGCUUGUCUCCUAACACUUGUGACUGUGAGUGUGGUUUCAGCGUACUUAAUUUUGUUAAAAAUGAAUACAGACGUAAGCUCA
This is a messenger RNA of Corticium candelabrum, 1704 nucleotides long. RefSeq lists its product as uncharacterized. Bases 924 to 1472 code for a protein of 182 amino acids. The transcript has 2 exons. The record is from RefSeq and is a predicted model, not a curated record. NCBI's taxonomy places the organism in Eukaryota, Metazoa, Porifera, Homoscleromorpha, Homosclerophorida, Plakinidae.